UCCCAGCCCUCUCUCUCUCCACGAGUCUUGGUGAGAGACAAGGAGAGACUUUACUUUUCCAGUUGUUGUGUGCCUCUUUAGUGGUGUCUGAGUGUAAGAGAAACCAACAAAGCUUCUUCUUCUUUCCUUCCCCUUCUCCCUCUCUCUCUCUCUCUCUCUUUCUGUCCUUCCCUCCAAGAUUACAUGCAUGAAACAAUAAGGCAUUUCUUUGAGAUCACAUUUAAGCCUCCCAUGUUCAUCUACACUAAUGAUUACAUGUUGGUUUCUGAUUUAAGCACCCAUUUUUCUGGGUUUUUUUGGAUCACAAAGUAUUACAAUUAUUCCUUCUAUCCCUAAAUCUCUCUCUCUCUCUCUCUCUCUCUCUCUCUCAACAUUGUCCAGCCAUUUUCAAGUUUAUUGGAAGAGUUACAAUUUGCAGCUCUCUUGAUUUUUGAAUGGUGACUGAAGCUUUCUUGGAAUCAAACAACACUGCUCCUGAACUUCUUAUUAUUGUCUCCCACUCAAUAGCCAAGCACAUAGGCAUGACCUACUUCUUUGUACUGCAAUGUUCUUGUAAGGGCAUGUUAGACUGUUGCAGAUUGAUAAUUGCUCCUUUGAAGUAAAGGGGGGGAAAAACUCUCAAAGAUGAAGUUCAUGAAACUCGGGACACGCCCAGAUACCUUCUAUACAGAAGAGGCUACAAGGUGUGUGAUAUCGGACAUACCUAGCGAUCUUGUUAUUCGAGUCAAUAACAUUAGUUACCUUCUCCAUAAGCUGCAGUUUCCACUUGUUCCCAAAUGUGGUUUUUUGCAAAGACUGUGUCCAGAUCCUGAUGAUUCAAGUAUUGUUACUAUAGAGCUUCAUGACCUUCCUGGAGGAGAAGAAGCUUUUGAGCUUUGUGCAAAGUUUUGCUAUGGCAUUACUAUCAAUCUCAGUGCACAUAACUUCGUGCCUGCAUUUUGUGCAGCUAAGUUCCUUAGAAUGACUGAAUCAAUUGAGAAGGGAAAUUUUGUUCUGAAACUUGAAGCAUUUUUCAGUUCUUGCAUUCUUGAAGGCUGGAAGGAUUCUAUUGUCGCGCUGCAGACCACAGCCAAGUUGACUGAGUGGUCAGAAAAUCUUGGAAUCAUCAGAAAAUGCAUCGAUUCGAUUGUCGAGAAAAUCCUCACACCCCCAGCAAAGGUCACAUGGUCCUAUACAUAUACCAGACCGGGAUUCAAGAAGUCUCAGAAAUCUGUCCCAAAAGAUUGGUGGACAGAGGACAUAUCAGACCUUGACAUAGAUCUUUUUCGAUGUAUAAUCACAGCAAUCAGAUCAACAUGUAUGCUGCCUCCACAGCUUAUAGGCGAAGCCUUGCACGUAUAUGCCUGUCGUUGGUUGCCAGACACUACAAAAAUUAGGACAGAAGAAACUUCAGUCUCUCAAACUGAACAGGUUACAGAAAAGAACAGAAAAAUUCUUGAAGCCAUUGUAAGUAUGAUUCCAUCAGACAAAGGAUCAGUUUCAGUUGGUUUCUUGCUAAGACUUCUUAGUACUGCAAAUUAUUUAGUCACAUCUCCUGUUGUAAAGACAGAACUAAUAAGGAAAUCUAGUCUGCAAUUGCAUGAGGCUACAAUUAAUGACUUGAUAUUUCCUUCACAUUCAUCCUCCAAUCAACAUUACUAUGAUAUUGAUUUGGUUGCGACUGUUAUAGAAAGUUACUUGAUUUUAUGGAGAAGACAAUGGCCUGAACCAGCUCAAAAUACAGAGCUUGUAAGAUCAAUUAGAAAGAUUGGAAAGCUUACUGACUCUUACCUUCAAGUUGUUGCAAGGGAAAAGAACAUGCCUGUGUCAAAAGUAGUAUCACUUGCUGAAGCUUUGCCUGAUAUUGCAAGGAAAGAUCACAAUGACCUUUAUAAGGCUAUCAACAUUUAUCUCAAGGAGCAUCCUGAUCUAAGCAAAGCAGACAAGAAACGACUCUGCAGGAUUCUGGACUGCCAAAAACUGUCCCCAGAGGUGCGAGCACACGCAGUGAAGAACGAGCGGUUGCCAUUGAGAACGGUCGUUCAAGUCCUGUUCUUUGAACAAGAGAAAGGUUCCAUCAGAGCAGCAACUGAUCAUAGAAUGCUAACCCAGGAGCUAUUCUCUAGAGGGAACCAAAUGCAAAUAUCAGAAGAAGACUUAAAUAAUAAGCUACAGCGAGGUGCAGUUGAUCAAUCCAGCAGCACAAGAGACCACAAUAAAAAAAAGAAAAGAGCUGAUAAAAAGUUGCAUCCAUCAGAAUCUGAAGGGAAAACUAUUAGGAGCGGAGAAAUAGAAGAAGCAGAGUCAAAGAAAGGAAAAGAAGCCAGAGAAGAAGGAAGUUCUGGAAGCAAAUUAGAUCCAAAGAAGAUAUUGCAAAGCAGAAGUAGAUCAAACCAUGGCCGUGAUAAAAGUAGAGAUGGAUAGUUGAAAAACAUAUAUUUUUAUUCUUAUUAUUAUUAUCAAAUUUAUUUUCUUUUUUUUUUUUUUUUUGCAUUGUGUAAUUCAUUUCUUUAUGUAAGAAAUGUUUUAAUUCUCAAAACUAGUUUAUCCA
Molecule: messenger RNA, 2530 nt
Organism: Jatropha curcas
Lineage: Eukaryota; Viridiplantae; Streptophyta; Magnoliopsida; Malpighiales; Euphorbiaceae
Source: RefSeq, a predicted model, not a curated record